This is a messenger RNA of Mya arenaria, 6368 nucleotides long. RefSeq lists its product as uncharacterized. Lineage: Eukaryota; Metazoa; Mollusca; Bivalvia; Myida; Myidae. Bases 2414 to 3013 code for a protein of 199 amino acids. The transcript has 5 exons. The record is from RefSeq and is a predicted model, not a curated record.
CAAAUUAUGGCCUUGGGGUCAAAAUUGGCCCCGCCCCGGGGGGUCAUGGGUAUUCUCUAUAUGUUUAUAGUUAAAACUUAAAAAAUCUUCUCCUCUGAACUUACUUGGCCUAGAGCUUAGAUAUUUGGCAUGAUUCAUCGUCUAGUUGACCUCUACAAAUUUUGUUCAAAUUAUGGCCCAUGGGUCAAAAUUGGCCCCACCCCGGGGGGGUCAUGGGUUUUCUCUAUAUGUUUAUAGUGAAAACUUAAAAAAUCUUCUCCUUUGAACUUACUUGGCCUAGAGCUUAGAUAUUUGGCAUGAUUCAUCGUCUAGUGGACCUCUACAAAGUUUGUUCAAAUUAUGGCCCUGGGGUCAAAAUUGGCCCCGCCCCGGGGGGUCAUGGGUUUUCUCUAUAUGUUUAUAGUUAAAACUUAAAAAAUCUUCUCCUCUGAACUUACUUGGCCUAGAGCUUAGAUAUUUGGCAUGGUUCAUCGUCUAGUGGACCUCUACAAUUGUGUUCAAAUUAUGGCCCUGGGGUCAAAAUUGGCCCCGCCCCCUUGGGGGGUCAUGGGUAUUCUCUAUAUGUUUAUAGUUAAAACUUAAAAAAUCUUCUCCUCUUAACUUACUUGGACUAGAGCUUAGAUAUUUGGCAUGAUUCAUUGUCUAGUGGACCUUUACAAAGAUUGUUCAAAUAAUGGCCUUGGGGUCAAAAUUGGCCCCGCCCCGGGGGGUUAGGGUAUUCUCUAUAUGUUUAUAGUGAAAACCUAAAAAAUCUUCUCCUUUGAAUUUACUUGGACUAGAGCUUAGAUAUUUGGCAUGAUUCAUCGUCUAGUGGACCUCUACAAAGAUUGUUCAAAUUAUGGCCUUGGGGUCAAAAUUGGCCCCGCCCCCUUGGGGGGUCAUGGGUAUACUUGAUAUGUUUAUAGUAAAAACUUAAAAAAUCUUCUCCUCUUAACUUACUUGGACUAGAGCUUAGAUAUUUGGCAUGAUUCAUCGUCUAGUGGACCUUUACAAAGAUUGUUCAAAUUAUGGCCUUGGGGUCAAAAUUGGCCCCGCCCCGGGGGGUUAGGGUAUUCUCUAUAUGUUUAUAGUGAAAACUUAAAAAAUCUUCUCCUUUGAAUUUACUUGGACUAGAGCUUAGAUAUUUGGCAUGAUUCAUCGUCUAGUGGACCUCUACAAAGAUUGUUCAAAUUAUGGCCUUGGGGUCAAAAUUGGCCCCGCCCCCUUGGGGGGUCAUGGGUUUUCUCUAUAUGUUUAUAGUGAAAACUUAAAAAAUCUUCUCCUCUGAACUUACGUGGCUUAGAGCUUAGAUAUUUGGCAUGAUUCAUCGUCUAGUGGACCUCUACAAAAUUUGUUCAAAUUAUGGCCCUGGGGUCAAAAUUGGCCACACCCCGGGGCUGAUGGGUUUUCUCUAUGUGUGUUAUAGUGAAAAAAUCUUCUCCGAACUCACAAAGACAAGUAACGUCUUAAUUUAAACUGGAUAACAUAUUUAGUACACAUACCAAUUUUCAAUAUGGGCCACAUACAACAAUUAAUAACAAAUGUACAUAUAUAGAUACACACGUAAAAUCAAGUAGUGACAAGAGCUUAGAUAUUUGGCAUGAUAUAUCAUCUAGUUGACUUGUACCAAUAUUGUUCAAUCUUUGGCCCUGGGGUCAAAAAAUGGCCCCACCCCGGCGGUCAUGGGUUUCCUUAUAUAUGUAUAUGAUGAAAACUGAAAAAAAUCUUCUUCUCCGAAACUAAAAGGCGAAGGCCUUAGAUAUUUUUUAUGAAGCAUCGUUUAUUGGACCACUAUUAAGAUUGUUCAAACUUUAGCCCUGGGGUCAAAAUUGGCCACGCCCCGUGUUCAUAGGCUUAGGUUUUCAAUAUUUGUAUAUAAUAGAAGCAUAAAAAAUUCUCUCCGAAUUCACAAGGACUAGAGCUAUUUGGCAUAAUACAUCAUUAAGUGGACCUCUACCUUUAUUGUCCAAACUUUGGCAUUGGGGUAAAAAAUGACCCAGACUUCUAAAAAACCUUUACUACUUUGAACCAUCCAGAUUUCUUAUCAAACCAAUGUGCAAUAUAUGACAGGUGAGCGAUUCAGGGCCAUUUGGCCCUCUUGUUUAAUUCAACACAGCUCAUGGAAUAAGCUGGCAAAAAAAAUGAUUGGCGAAUAUGACUUCCGCAACUUCUGCAAAUUCAAUGUUAAAGAUGGCAUUACAAACUAUGUUCGAAAAAUCAUGGAGGUUGAAGUCAAGACUCUAGAUGAGACCGAUGACGGAUUCACAAUGUGCGAACUCACGAUCGUCGGGAGGGCGUUCCUGUGGCAUCAGAUUCGCAGCAUCUUCUCUGUGCUUUUCCUUGUUGGCAAAGGGAAAGAAUCGGUUGAAAAUGCCAUGAAGGCAACCUCACCUCCCUCCAGCAGCUUUGGGCUGAGCAUUCCAUCAAAGCAACAAUGGUGAAGAGCAUGCUGGAUGAUCUCGAGAAAGCUAAAGUGGAAACAGACUUUGACAUUGCGCCCUGGUGUGAUCUGAGUCCCCCUUUACUGAUGCAGUCUAAAUGGCUCGUAGAAGACAGGAAUCCUAAGGUGCUGAUGGAGAGACAGGGAGGCUUGACCCUUGACGAGAUGAUAGCAUCACACGAGUCGAGAAAACAGCGAUGGAGAGAAAAUGCUGAAAUUGAAGCGCAGGACGAUAGCAGUGAAGAGGAGAUGACGUCACGGAAACGUCAACGGCUUGAAAUUUAUAAGCCUAGCCACAUAGAUGAUAAGCCAUUUGGAACAUUAGAUAAACCCAAAUCCGGAGAGAAUAAGGAUCCUCACAUAAUUUAUGGAGAAAACAAUAAAGAAGAUGAUGACACUGUAAGGGACAUUGAUGGAGAAACUACUAGUAUGAAGGCUGAUAAAGAUAUAUGCGAUUCUAAAACCUCUCUUAAAGAUAAUUGGGAGGAAAACUUGGAGACAUCAGAGAAUGGUAUGAAAGGAGGAGAGAAAGUGGGAAGAAGUACACAAGAAGAGAUUGGGGAAAGCUCAGUUAUAAGUCAAACUGGGGAAUGAGUUAUUUCCUUUGAUAAUUGUCAUGUGAAAUUUAUUUGCAAGGAUUAAUGCUAUUGAGAAUUUUGAAACAUGGAUAUAAUGGAAUCACGUUGAAAUACAAACUGAUUGAGAAAAGUUAUUUUAUUUUUAAAUUUACUGUACAUCAGGGAACGAUACUGACCAAUUUGACAGAGAAUAUCUCACGACAAACACAGAGGUUAAUAAUGACACACAUUACUCGAUGAUUUAUACUGCAAUAAGACAUGGACUCAAGCUGCUCAAGGUAAAGGAAAGGCCACCACGACUUACACGUACAGUAACAUGCCCUAGAGUAGGAUUUUUACACUUUGGGCUACUUGAAUAUUGAGGUUUGUGGAGCGAACAACUCCCACAGUUUUAGAGGUAUUUCUCUGGCCCAAAUUUCUGGAAACUUCAUAAGUCCCUUUAAACAGGAUUAAGUUAAGCUGACUAUUUGUUGUUUUUUAAUAAUUUGCGAAAUAUUUUCUUGUUUUUUAUACUUUAGACAGGAAUUAUCUUUAUGAUAGCAUGGACCCGUAGUAGGUACGUGAUGAUAAUAUUAAUGUUCAAAACAUAAACUCAUGUGCCACCCCUGUCAAAGAUUCAGACCUAUACCAUGUUUGAGAGUUACAUUAACUCCCAUAUUGGAAUAGAAACAGUAGGCGGGGCUAAACAGUUCAGUAUCUAAUAUAUGGAUAAAUAACAAUGAUAUUCACUUAUGUAGUAUCUUAGUUAUUGAAUGUUGCCUUGACAACAUGGUACCCACUUACCUCGUAUUUUGAGUAUUAUUGAAAUUAUUUCAAUAGUAAUACACAGUUGUGGAUGCCAGAACUAUAACUUAAUAUAGUUUUACAUAACAUAGGAACCUUUUACACAUGUAUACAGGCUGAACAUUACUUUCUCAUUAAACAAAAGUGUGAAGUUCAUUUAUCUCUGUUUAAUUACAGAGUGAUAUUGUUAUUUAGGUAUCGUUAUUUAGUGUGUUGUGAGAGUCAUGUAUGAUGUCUGAUCUGAGACCUUACUCCGAUCCUUUCUAUGAAAUGGUGUUCUAUCUUGGUAUAUAGAGAAUUUUACUAUCAAGAUAUUUUUGAAAUAGUCAUUUUUCCAAGAGCUAUUCUGUAUAUCUUGUUGAGAGAAUUUAUCUCUCAAGAUAUUACUUUCAAAAUAGUAAGAGCUAUCUGCACUUCAGUUUAAGCUUUAUUAAGGAGUCUAAUACCGUUGAUGCACGUUCUUUUGUCAUAAAGUAAUUGAUAAAGUAUGUCAAUGGAAGAAAACAAGUAAAAUAAAUUACAUUUUUAAGCUUUCACUGUGUAGAAAAAUGGACGAAUGCAAAUCAAAAAGUUCUAUUUGAAUUACUUACCAACGGUUUAGUUUUUAAUUUUUAAAUGUUUUUUUUUAGUUCUUAAUAUGACAGAUGACAUAGAUUGUAUUAAUAUACAUGGAAUAAAUUGUGUCAGUUUCAGUUUUUCACUACAUACUUGACAAAGUAUUUAGAUUUUACCCACUUUUUAUCACUGUUUUUCGCUUGUGUAUUUAUCUAUCUUAGUAUAUUAUAUACAGUAAAAACGGUGAAGCUGUACAUUAUAUUACAUUUUAAUGUUUGAGUGUAUUAUCGUCUUGCUUGGUCAAAGGGUACAUCUGAAUGUAGAUAUUUUGUGUUGUGGACGUGUUGCUAAUGUUGAAUGUUGCCAUGGAGGUCUUCGUCAUUCCAAAUAUACAUUUUCAGAUCACGUAGUAUUAACAUGUUAUGUAUAAUUAAUUAAGGUACUCAGCAUGACACGGUCUCGCAGUAUUCAAGUUCAGGUAAGCCAUCCAUCAGAUAAAAAGAAAUGAUAUAAAUUAGGCUCGGUAUGUAGGAAUAACUCUUUUUUAUCUUUUUAAUUUUUGAGAACCAGGUUUUUGUACCUAACUGACCUAUAUCAGGGUAUUCACUAUUGUAGAAAAUUUAAGAAAAACAUUAUCCAAAUUUUAAGAUAUUGACUCAGAAAAUGCACAUUAUAAGGAAUUUACCAAAAAAAAACAUUAUCGUCAAAUAAAUGUAGACUUGGGAGGAAGAUAUAGGGAUGGUUGCGUUUGUGGAAACAAACAUUAUUAGAAUAAAUUAAGCCUCAAAAGGAAGACUUGUUUAUAAAUUAACAUCGAGAUAACUUCUUUUGAAAUUUAUAUUGAUGAACCAUUAUAUUAUUUUUGAUGGAUUGCAUUUUUGAAUAUCACCAUAAUAAUGCUAAAUGAUAAAGUAUAAUAAAAGGAGAUAUCAUAGGAAAACAUUAAAAUGAGACAACAAAGCAAUUUUAUUAAUUAGUUUCUGAAAUAUUAUAAUGUUUACACAAAUGUUUAUACAAAAAGUUUUCGAUGAAAACAUAAAAUUUCUUUAACUUAACAUUUUGUAAGUUUAAACUACAUGUAACCUUUUGUUGCAUUUAUGUUGGAUGGAUUACCUUAAUGAACUUUGUAUGUAACAUCUUGUUGAUUACUGAAUCUAUAUGAUACGUUUUGAAACAGAUUAUAAGGUAACAUGUGCCAAGCAUCACAGAUAUACUUGUAUGCAUCAUACUUUUGCUUCAAGAAAUCAUUAAAUUCAAACAUUGCGGAAUGUUGUUUCAAUUUAUAAAAUUCAGCAAUUUACACUUUUCCAAAAAGUUCAACCUUAUGUCAUGGACAAAGGUUGACCGGCUUAGUGUUUGAGAUUAUAUUUUGUCUAUUUGCCAAGCCGCUGGUUAAACCUACUGAUUCACAUGAUUUAAAUCAAUAAUAAUCAAACUAAAUGUAUUGCAGAUUUUAGGAAAAAUAUCAUCCCAUUGGACAAAAUAUAAUUUCAAACACUAAUUGUUUAUUGUUACUUUAACAUCAGUUAUAAAUAGAUAUUAUAUGCUGUGCGAUGUGAAACUUACGGUAUUUACUCAAUGUGCUUUUUUUAGAGAGGUGCUUUUAUAUGAUGUUUUAGAUAUUUGUAGAAGUAUUUUAUGGAUUAAAAUUAACUCACAGAAUUGUUGUUUGAGAUUUUUCAGAAAUUACCAUAUUCAAUUAUUGGUAUUUAUAGUCUAGUCAUAUAGUUUACUGUCUGUAUUGUUUGAUUGUUGGAUAUGGUGUUAUGUACAUAUUUACAUGUUUAAAUAUUUUAAAAAAGAUUGUCAAACAGAAAAGCAAAGUUAUUUAGUAGAAAUGUUACAGUUUCAAUAAGAUGUUUAAAAUAUAAGUCUGGAGAAGUGUGUUUUUUACAGAGUUUUAAAAUUUAUCCUAGCACUGUUAACUGUAUUGAUUGAUAUUUUUAGGAUUUAAAACAUUCUGGUCCGUUUCCUUGGAUACGUCUUGUGUUUGUCAGUAACUGAUUUGAUAUUGAAUAAAACAUCAAAAUAUU